Molecule: messenger RNA, 1715 nt
Organism: Amborella trichopoda
Lineage: Eukaryota; Viridiplantae; Streptophyta; Magnoliopsida; Amborellales; Amborellaceae
Product: TLD-domain containing nucleolar protein
Source: RefSeq, a predicted model, not a curated record
UCCCCUCUGUUAAAGGAUAAAAAAGCAAAAGGCGCCGAAAAUCGCGGGAAAGUGGGGCCGCAUUCGAAUAGAAGUCCAACUGCCUUGGGCAACCCCAAUUCACCUUCCAUUCUUUGCCCGGAUCCACCAUCGGACGUCUGAGAUAUCGCCAUCUCCUUCGCCAACGGGUCCAAAGCUCUUGUACACCUUCCUCUCCCUCCCUUCCCUGUCCAUCUCUGCAAUGAAAUCACUCUCCCCUGGAAUUCUAGGGUCUUAUCUCUUUGCAAUCGUAAGGCUUUCCUGAAACUUUUGCGUUUUAUCGAUUGAUUUUCUGAGUAUUUAAGGGUUUCUGGCAACCCCAAAUCUUUGUUUGAGAAGAUCUGUUUCACAUUGGCUUCUCAAUCUCAUUUAUUUCUCAUGAAAUUAGGGUUUCUCUGUAUAAUGCAUAUGGGGUUCUUAUAGAGUUCUAGUUCUUUAGCUUCAAAGCCUUUUUUUUUUAAAAAAAAUAUUAUUUGGUGGGUAUAAUGUUGUCUUGGAAAGAGAAGGUUACGCAGAGGUUAUCUCGUCUUUUUGCUGAUUCACCUUCCUCUUCUCACAUUGCCAAGGAUUCAUCUACUGUUCGACCUCAACCUCAGAUUGUUCCAUUGAACAGAGAAGAUUUGAAUGGUUGCGGGACAACUACAUUCUCUUCACUUCUUAUUUCACUUCUUCCUAAUGUAAGCUCUAGCUUGAAUGAGCAAAGCCCAAAACGAUCUCCUCAACCUGUGAUAACAUCAUCACGUAUUCAGCCAAACAUUAGUGGGACAUGGAGGGAAAGCCGAGAAGCUAACGCAUAUGCAGAUAGAAGCCUAUACUGCAGCUUGAAGGAUGAAAGUGAAUAUGACAGUGAAGAGAAGUUGAAUACUGAUGAAGAAAAGGGACAGGAACCUUUUACUAAACUUGAAGCAACAUCUAAUCCAUGCAACCUAACAACAUUCCAGCCUGAUAUCAUGGAAGAAUCAUCAUUUUUAUCCCCAGAUAUGCUUGAAUUUUUGCAGUCAUCAGUUCCUAAUAUAGUCAGGGGUUGCCGAUGGGUGUUGCUAUAUAGUACUUUGAAACAUGGGAUAUCUCUUCGUACUCUACUACGUAACAGUGCCAAUCUUCCAGGCCCAUGCAUAUUGGUGGCUGGAGACAUGCAAGGUGCUGUAUUUGGUGGUUUGUUGAAUAGCCCUUUGAAACCUACAACCAAAAGAAAAUAUCAAGGAAAUAGUGAAACAUUUGUAUUCACAACAAUAUAUGGUAAUCCAAGACUCUUUAGGGCUACAGAUGGCACCAGUGAUGAUGUGUGCUUGAUUAGGUGCAAACAGAUAUUACUACAUGUGCAUGAACGACUUGUUGGCAUUUGGAGGUGGAGGCAACUUUGCACUGCGUUUGGAUGGAGAUUUCUCUUGCAAAAAGGUUGCAAGGUACCAGUGGACCUUGCGAGACAUUUGGGAACUUAUGCUUAGCACGUAGCAAGGAAUUCGAGCUGAAACAUGUUGAGUUGUGGGGGUUUACACAUUCAAUGAGAUAUCAUCCCCAGUGAUUGGAUGUUGCCAACACUGAUUUUUUUAUUUUUAUUGGUGUUUCCAACACUAUGAUUUAUCUAAAUAAUUUAUCAGUAUUAUAGCUAUAAUUUAUAUUGUGAGUGUAUUAUUUUUUGGACACUCUUGGGGUUUAUUAGAAUGAGAAAUUUUCUUGAGAAUUUGUGCCCAGGA